This is a messenger RNA of Camelus dromedarius (Arabian camel), 6701 nucleotides long. It is a transcript of the gene ZNF536, whose product is annotated as zinc finger protein 536. The coding region runs from base 651 to 4586 and encodes 1311 amino acids. Lineage: Eukaryota; Metazoa; Chordata; Mammalia; Artiodactyla; Camelidae. Gene Ontology annotation, cellular component: nucleus. The record is from RefSeq and is a predicted model, not a curated record. Gene Ontology annotation, biological process: regulation of DNA-templated transcription. Gene Ontology annotation, molecular function: RNA polymerase II cis-regulatory region sequence-specific DNA binding; DNA-binding transcription factor activity, RNA polymerase II-specific. The transcript has 7 exons.
CAAGGUCAGAAGCAAGCUGCGCUGUGUUAAAUGGUUUCUUAGUUGCUAGACAGAGAGAAAAAAUGGACGAUCACACACCAUUCUUUGUAGAUUAUUAUAUCAAGGGUUCAGUCUCUGGCUCAUCAAAGCUAAAUGCCGCAAGACCUAUCUAGUUGCUGUGAAUUAUGCCAGGGCGACAAUGGAGAGCGUUUUUAAUGGUACAAUGCAUUUCACCUACCAGAUAGGGGGAGGCCGAGCCGGGGAUGGGGAUGUCUGCUGGGGCUGGGUGAUGAGUAUCAAUGAACGGGGCGAUUCUGAAAAGAGGCAGACGAAAAUCGAGCCCGCCCUGCCCCGGCUGGGCUGGGAACAGUUCGCAGGGCUCUGCCGAGUGGGCGAGCGAGGCGCGCAAGCAGGGCGCCCGUCCCCCCUCAGCCCCGGAAAAUGAUCAAGUCAAUCAUGUGGACAUGUUUCAUUAUUCAUUGAACACAAUCUUUUACAACGCUCCGUUUACGUGCCCGAGUUUGCUCCCGACGCCCGCGUUUCAGUGCUUAAGGGAACUGGGACGCCCCUCUGGCAAUCUGUCAGUGCCUGGAUCAGCUGCAUCCUUUCUGGGGUAUUUUCUCACCAGACUGACAGUCCUUAAGACAAGUAUGCAGUUAAGCUGCUAAGGGAUGGAAGAAGCCAGUCUGUGCCUUGGAGUGUCCUCGGCAGCGCCGGAAGCUGAGCCCCAUCUGAGCGGCCCCGUCCUCAACGGCCAGUAUGCCAUGAGUCAGAAGUUGCACCAGAUCACCUCCCAGCUCAGCCAUGCCUUCCCCGAGCUGCAUCCGCGGCCCAACCCCGAGGAGAAGACCCCCGCGCCCCUCGACGAGAAGGCCCUCGUGCCCAUGGGUGGCCAGCCCAUGGGCAGUCAGAUGGCGCUCCUGGCCAACCAGCUGGGCCGGGACGUGGACACCAGCCUCAACGGGCGGGUGGACCUGCAGCAGUUCCUCAACGGGCAGAACCUGGGCAUCAUGUCCCAGAUGAGCGACAUCGAGGACGAUGCCCGCAAAAACCGAAAGUACCCGUGCCCUCUGUGCGGCAAGCGUUUCCGCUUCAACAGCAUCCUCUCCCUGCACAUGCGCACUCACACCGGCGAGAAGCCCUUCAAGUGCCCGUACUGCGACCACCGGGCGGCGCAGAAGGGGAACCUCAAGAUUCACCUGCGGACCCACAAGCUGGGCAACCUGGGUAAGGGGCGCGGGAGGGUGCGCGAGGAGAACCGCCUGCUGCACGAGCUGGAGGAGAGGGCCAUUCUGCGGGACAAGCAGAUGAAGAGCAGCCUGCUGCAGCCCCGGCCCGACCUGAAGCCCCUGCCGCACGCCCAGCAGACCCCGCUGGCCGCCUGCAACCUGGCCCUGCCCACCAACCACAGCGUGCCCGACGUGGCCAACCCGGUGCCCUCGCCCAAGCCGGCCAGUGUGCAGGAGGAUGCCGUGGCCCCAGCCGCCGGCUUCCGCUGCACCUUCUGCAAGGGCAAGUUCAAGAAGCGGGAGGAGCUGGACCGCCACAUCCGCAUCCUGCACAAGCCCUACAAGUGCACGCUGUGCGACUUCGCGGCCUCGCAGGAAGAGGAGCUCAUCAGCCACGUGGAGAAGGCCCACAUCACGGCAGAGUCAGCCCAGGGCCAGGGCCCCAACGGCGGCGGAGAGCAGUCGGCCAACGAAUUCCGCUGCGAGGUGUGCGGCCAGGUGUUCAGCCAGGCGUGGUUCCUGAAGGGCCACAUGCGGAAGCACAAGGACUCCUUCGAGCACUGCUGCCAGAUCUGCGGGCGUCGCUUCAAAGAGCCCUGGUUCCUUAAGAACCACAUGAAGGUCCACCUCAACAAGCUGUCAGUGAAGAACAAGUCCCCCAGCGACCCCGAGGUGCCUGUGCCCAUGGGCGGCAUGUCCCAGGAGGCCCACGCCAACCUGUACUCCCGGUACCUCUCCUGCCUGCAGAGUGGCUUCAUGGCCUCAGACAAAGCCAGCCUGAGCGAGCCCAGCCAGCUCUACGGCAAAGGCGAGCUGCCCAUGAAGGAGAAGGAGGUCGUGGGGAAGCUGCUGACCCCCAUCUCCAGCAUGGCGCACGGCGUCUCUGAGGGCGACAAGCACUCCCUCCUGGGGUGCCUCAACCUCGUGCCGCCGCUGAAAUCCAGCUGCAUCGAGCGGUUGCAGGCGGCUGCCAAGGCUGCCGAGAUGGACCCCGUGAACAGCUACCAGGCUUGGCAGCUCAUGGCCAGGGGCAUGGCCAUGGAACACGGCUUCUUGUCUAAAGAGCACCAGCUACAGCGCAACCACGAAGACGCUUUGGCAAACGCCGGAGUUAUGUUUGGUAAGGAGAAGCGGGAGUACGUGUUAGUGGGAGCAGAUGGCUCCAAGCAGAAAACGCCUGCUGAUUUGGUUCACAGCACUAAAGUGGGCAAUCAGAGAGACCUGCCAAGUAAGCUCGACCCUUUAGAAGGCAGUCGGGAUUUUUUGUCACACGGGCUGAACCAGGCACUCGAGUACAACCUGCAGGGUCCCGGGAGCAUGAAGGAGAAGCCCACCGAGUGCCCGGACUGCGGCCGAGUGUUCCGUACCUACCACCAGGUGGUCGUGCACUCCCGCGUGCACAAGCGGGACCGCAAGGGCGAGGAGGACGGGCUGCACGUGGGCCCGGAGGAGCGGCGCGGCUCGGGCAGCGACCAGGAGUCCCAGUCCGUGAGCCGCUCCACCACGCCGGGCUCCUCCAACGUCACCGAGGAGAGCGGGGUCGGAGGUGGGCUCUCCCAGACCGGGAGCGCCCAGGAGGACAGCCCGCACCCCUCCUCGCCGUCCUCCUCAGACAUUGGCGAGGAGGCUGGGAGAUCUACCGGCGUCCAGCAGCCCGCACUGCUUCGCGACAGGAGCCUGGGCUCGGCCUUGAAGGACUGCCCGUACUGCGGGAAAACCUUCCGGACAUCCCAUCACCUAAAAGUCCACCUGAGGAUACACACAGUGUGUGUCCACACCAUAACCAGCGGGAGGAAAGGAAGUGACUUGUACCCACAAGGUGAGAAACCCUACAAAUGUCCGCACUGUGAUUACGCCGGCACCCAGUCAGCAUCUUUAAAAUACCACCUAGAGCGGCAUCACCGGGAGCGGCAGAACGGAGCCGGGCCCCUGUCUGGGCAGCCCCCGAACCAAGACCACAGGGAUGAGCUGUCCAACAAAGCUGCUUUGUUUAUCAGGCCAGACAUCCUGAGGGGGGCCUUUAAGGGUCUCCCCGGAAUCGACUUCAGAGGUGGCCCCGCGUCUCAGCAGUGGACAGCAGGAGUGCUCUCGUCCGGGGAUCACUCAGGGCAGGCCACCGGCAUGUCUUCUGAGGCUCCUUCAGACACUCUGAAAGGCAGCGACCUCCCUUCCAAAAGCACCCACUUCUCUGAAAUCGGGAGAGCGUAUCAAAGCAUCGUGAACAACGGCGUGAAUUUCCAAGGGUCCUUGCAAGCGUUCAUGGACAGCUUUGUCCUCAGCUCCUUGAAGAAGGAGAAGGACAUGAAGGACAAAGCCCUCUCUGACCCUCCUUCCCUGAAGGUCCACGGGGUGGACGGUGGCGAGGAGAAGGCCAGCGGCAAGGCAGCCCCCAGGAAGUCGGAGAAGUCUCAGUACGAGCCCCUGGACUUGUCCGUGCGGCCGGACGCCGCCUCCCUCCCGGGCUCCUCGGUGACGGUGCAGGACAGCAUCGCCUGGCACGGCUGCUUGUUUUGUGCUUUCACAACGUCCUCGAUGGAGCUGAUGGCCCUGCAUCUCCAGGCCAACCACCUGGGCAAAGCGAAGCGCAAAGAUAACGUCGUCGGGGUGAUGGUCAAUUGCAAAGACCAAGGCCGGGAGGCGAGCAAAGUGGCCCUGCUGCCCUCGGUGCAAACGAGCAAAGAGAUGGCACUUUCUAACAUGAUGGGGCCUCUCGACUCGGCUUCGGAGAAGAUGGCCCAAGGACAGGUCAAAGAGACUCUGGGGGAGCAGAAGGGGGGCCCGUGGCCCGGCCACGUGGACCCCGCGUUCUGUAACUUCCCAUCAGACUUCUACAAGCAGUUCGGCGUGUACCCAGGCCUGGCCGCCUCCGGGGCCUCCAGCUCCUGCCCCAACAGGGAGCCCGAAGGGAAGGCCCCCUCGGAAGACGACGCCCCGAUCCUGAUCCCCGAGACCACAAGUAAGAACACUGCUGAUGACCUCUCAGACAUCGCCUCCUCGGAGGACAUGGACUCCUCCAAGGGAGAAAACAACGAGGAAGAGGAUGUUGACACGGAGCCGGAGGGGACGGGCAGGCCACCGCCCGCCCUGAGCAAGGACGGCAGCAGCGACGGCGGGGGCACCCCGCAGCCCGUCCAGGGACUGGUCUCGCCUCUACCCCAGGCGUCCGAGAAGCAGUGGCACAGCCCGGGCCUUCUUCCAGCCCAGGACCCCGUGGCGGGCCUGGCCAAGCCGGAGCGGGGGCCGCAGGGCCUGGAGAAGCCCAUGAACAUGCUGUCGGUCCUCAGGGCCUACAGCUCCGAUGGCUUAGCAGCCUUUAACGGACUUGCAAGUAGCGCAGCAAAUUCUGGAUGUAUCAAGAGGCCAGACUUGUGUGGAUGACAGAACUGUUGUGUGAAUACCAUUGUAUUUGCCAAAUGGUCCACUCGUCAUUUCAGAACAAACAAAUGGAUGGUGUCUGUAAGUCGGCAAACACUGGUGACAUUUAGCCUUGUUUAUGUUCCUUUCCUUUUGCUGCAUAUUUUUGGCUCCAAAAGCUACUGUCUGAAUCAACAGUGCCUCCGAAGCAGGAGAAAAGUCUGGUAGCUUUCGUUUUGGUUGCGGUGUCCAUCUUCUCUUUGGAUCGUGUGAUACCCACUGCCCGGGAUCAUGCCUAGGGCAGGAGAAGAGACCAGCCGAGCUCUUUGGCUUAAAACAUAUACUUUUUUUUUCCCCUCUGCCUAAAAAUGACUUCACAUUGGGAGGGAGGAAGAGAAUGCUGAAAGAAGAGCGUGUUGUCAGAACAGACACCCACAUCCCUGGGGAAAUGCAGACUCUCCAGGGAAGCCCAGCCACCGCCAUACACAACAGGACCAGUGAGACCCCUUCGCCGUCUUGAGCUGGGUGGAAGCACCCUGGGCUUAAGCUUUGGCAUCUGCCUUCUUAGGCUGCCGAAUUGAGGAGGUGGUUGGCACCAACAGCCAUCUAGAUACAGACCACAUCUUAACUGCUGAAGGAAAUCAGGUUCUGUCUUUUUUAUUUUUAUUUUCAGAUGUUAUGUGCCAAGCCCAGGUUUCAAAUAAGCAGUAAUUAUCUCCUAUUACUUAGCGCUGAUCCUCAGCACCUCUGCAUCUAAUUGCCAACCUGCUCUAAUCACAUAGACUAUCCUUGCUUUAGCCAGAGACAGAAAGACCAAAUUUUAUAAAUACUGCUUUAUUGUCGUUAUGCCAUUAAACAGUUAGGGACCGCGACCCUGCCUUUGCUUUCAAAUGCCUCUUGCCCACAUGGUUUUUGGAUUGUUUAAUGAAUCUGCACAUUUUCUUGCAGGUAAGUGACACCCCCUGUUCUAGUCGGUCUAGCUGGACUUGCCCUUGUCUCCUCGGUGGCUAUCUGCAGCUUGUUAAUCGUGUAAAGUCAAGAGAAGAAUGUAUACACAUAUGUGUGUUGAAUAAAUAAUUACUAUUGGCAUAGGUAUGUGUAUACACACGGCACACCAACCUACAGUAAUCAUAGCAAGAAUCAAGGAGGCUAAAAAUACUGCUCCAUAUGUGCCACUAUUAGUGAAGGAUGGUGAAGGCUUAGUAACUUGAACGGGAGGGAAAGUUCCCUCAGAGUCAUGAAUCCUGCGUGACAAAUGCUGGUGGAUUGGAGGUGCCUUCACCUGGGAAACCCUGAUGGGGAGGGAGGUCCGCUCAGCACAGCUUCCCCGACAUCGAGGUGGGCCCUGCGAUGCUCUGGUUGAGAUUACUGCUUGUGUUUGAUUGUCCUGUAUUUUGUAACACUUUAGAGGAAUACAGAAAAGUGCAGUAAUUAUCUUUCUCCAUAGUAUUUAAGCAGUACUAUUUCUAGUUUAAUAUUGUGUCAGGUCGUCAUAUUAUCCAGGAACAGAUGACGGUAAAGUUCCAGUGAACAGCACCUUGACAUCCACUACUUAAAAAUGGUGAUUGAAGCAAAAUAUGUAAACUUGUACCGGGUUAUCGUGUGCUUUGGAAUAGAGUAUUGUUGAAGUAAUUAGAAGAUAUAUUAAGGUGUUCCUGGUAAUGAAGGCAUGUAAGUUAUAAUAAUUGUAGCUUUCUGAGUAAGUGUCAAACUAUAUCUUUAAGUGUGCUGUAUGCUGAGUUACAAGUUAGGUCAUUUAUGAAUGGAAUGUAAAACAAUACUAAAAAAUGCUUCAAUAACUUAUCUUGGUAUUGCUAAUAAAAAAAAAAGCUGUGAAACAUUAGUGCAGUUUUGAGUCAUUAUGUUAACUCACUCCACAACACCCUGUCACCCUUGACACCCUUCUGUCUGUCGGAAGCCUCAACAGGACAUUCAGAGGAACGAGUUAUGCUGUGCCAAGGGCUGUCUGCUGGGCCGCCUGCUGCAUUUUCCACCCAUCUUUAGGUGGGCCCCGCCAGUGAGUUACAAUUCCUAAAGAUGCAAAUGUCAGCGCCCCUCCCGAUUUGGGUGGGGUGACCGUGGCGGGUUGGGGAGAGCAUAUCUCUCUGUAUUCUCUGUACUAGUGACUCUCGGGUGGGU